Messenger RNA from Stomoxys calcitrans (stable fly), 420 nucleotides. RefSeq lists its product as uncharacterized. The record is from RefSeq and is a predicted model, not a curated record. Bases 46 to 360 code for a protein of 104 amino acids. NCBI's taxonomy places the organism in Eukaryota, Metazoa, Arthropoda, Insecta, Diptera, Muscidae. The transcript is spliced from 3 exons.
UUACUAUCUCGGAUUUAGUUGAUGUGCAACAAUACGUAAAUAAACAUGAAAUUGUUUAUAUACGCCUUUAUAGUCAUGGCCUUGGGUGCAGUCACUUUGGCCCAGGAACAUUUGAGAUAUUUUAAGCAUUUGGAUCAUCCCGGUAAAUGUGUAUUUGAAGAUCUUGUCUUAUCACCUGGCGAGGAGGGCCAACCCAAAGGCAGUUGUUUACGUCUAUCAUGCAGGCAAAGGGAUGGCCUAGGCUCCCUGAAACUUUGCAGCCCAGCACAGCCUGCCAAACCCAAUUGCAAAGUAGGUGGCCUAAUCAAUCCGAGUGGUGUAUAUCCGUCAUGUUGUGAACGACAAGUGAUUUGUAAAUAAUUUUGUAUAUAAUAACUGUGUGAUAUAUGGAAAAAUUAUAAAAUAGAAUAUUAAAACUUC